GCACAUCCGGGGUAAGGAAUGGAGCUGUUCGGUUAGCACCGGAGAGCGCGCGCCCGGGCAAAGAGUGAAGGGAGAGAGCUGCGCACACGUGAGGACAAAAGUAGAAACCUGGCAGGCCUGGAGACUUGGGCCUGGCUGAGGAAGGGAAGGCCGGGACAAGAAGGGGUUAAACAUCUAGGGGAAGAGAGCAGUCGGGUCCCCAGCCUGCCUUUCCGCCUCAUUCCGGGCCGUCCCGCCGCCGGCGCCGCAGCCUCGAGCCUCGGGCCAGGAGUUGGGGGAACGCGGGGGAUGCCAUCCCUCUGCUUGCCGCUAGAGGGAGCGCCCAAGCUCGGCCGGGAGGAGGCGGCGAGCGGGCGGAGACGGCAGCCCUAGCAGCAGCAACGGCCGCCUCAGCAGCCUCAGCAGCAGCAGCAGCAGCAGCAGUAACAGAGUCCCAGCAGCAAAAACAGCAGCAGUAGCUGGAGGAGCAGCCACGGCCACGGCCACUGCCCCAAAGCUCGGGCUCCGCUCCCAAGUGCCUCUGCCCGCAGAUUCAGACUCCGCGGGCUGGAGGAGAGCACAGCUCCAGGCGCGGGGAUGCGGCCGCUUUCUGGCCGCUGCUUCGGUGUCCCGGCCGUGAUUGCGCUUCUUACCUGCUCCCUGGCUUCUGCCAUAGAUGCUGAAGAUGUAAAGAAAGAUGCCAAGAAUUCACAGAAUUUGGGAAAAAGUGGAACAUCAAAUAAAAAUGAUUUAGACUUAAAAGAAGUUGUAUUUGUCAUCCAGAGUCAAAGUAAUUCUUUUCAUGCAGAGAGAGCAAAGCAAUUAGAGCAAAACAUCUUAAAACAGGCUGCCGAUCUUACCCAGGAGCUCCCCAGAGUUCUUCUUGUUCAUCUGCUGGAUAAGCAUGACGGAGCAUGGACCAUACUUCCAUUAUUACCUCAUUUUUCCACAUCAUUUAGCAGAAACUCAUCAUGGGUUUUCUUCUGUGAAGAAGAAACAAGGAUACACAUUCCAAAGCUCUUAGAAACUCUGCGAAGAUAUGACCCAUCUAAGGAGUGGUUUUUAGGAAAAGCGUUACAUGAUGAACAAUCAACAAUCAUUCAUCAUUAUGCCUUUGCUGAAGAUCCUACAAUUUUCAAAUUUCCUGAUUUUGCUGCUGGCUGGGCCCUUAGUUUUCCACUCAUAAACAAGCUUACCAAGAGAUUGAAAAGUGAGUCCUUGAAGUCUGACUUUACAAUCGAUUUAAAACACGAGAUUGCUCUCUACAUUUGGGACAAAGGCAAUGGACCACAUCUUACCUCAGUGCCUGAAUUUUGCACAGAUGAUAUGAGCUCUCCUAAGACUACCAGUUGUGCUACUAUGUUUCGUACUUUUCUACCGCUUUGUGGAAAUCCAGUGAAGGAGAUGGCUGUUUUUGUUGCUGUAAAAACAUGCAAGAAGUUUCAUGAUGACAGAAUACCUAUUGUAAAGCAGACUUGGGAAAGUCAGGCAAGUCUCAUUGAAUAUUACAGUGAUUAUUCAGAGAGUUCAAUUCCAACUAUUGAUCUGGGAGUGCCUAAUACAGAAAGAGGUCAUUGUGGAAAGACCUUUGCAAUUUUGGAAAGAUUCUUGAAUCACAGCAGUGAUACAACAACUUGGUUAGUGAUUGUGGAUGAUGACACAUUAAUAAGUAUCUCCAGACUCCGGAAUCUCCUUAGCUGUUAUGAUUCAAGUGAACCAGUGUUUCUAGGAGAGCGUUAUGGCUAUGGCCUGGGAACUGGAGGAUACAGCUACAUCACUGGAGGAGGAGGGAGUCAGGAGAAUGGGGACAGUAUCCAGAAAAGCUUCCUGGAAGCAGAAACAUCUGAAUUAAGUCUUGAAGGAAGGAACAGACUUUCCUGAUGGGGAUGCAGGAAUCCCUUCCAGCCGUCAAAUGACUUACCUUACAAGAAGCCUUUCCCAGACUUCCAUGCCUUACUUUUGAGAUGACUCAUUUUAUUAAAUUUAUACAUUUACUUGGACAUGGUUGUUUGAAGGUUAUCUUUCCCAUUCAAUUGUGAAUUCCUUCAGAGCACUGCUUUUUGUGGUUGUUGUUUAUUUGCUUUAUGUCUUUUUUGUAUUCUCAUCUGCUUAGCCUCUAGGAAGCAUUUAAUAUAUACUGCUUGACUAAUUGACUAUGGUAGAUAGUGGAAGCAAAGGCAGUGAUUUAUGAGAGAAAGCAAAGUAACAUCUGAUGAUUGAAAGUAGCGUUCCAGUGUAAAUAUAAGAGGGAUGACAGAAAAUAACUUGGGUUUAUGGAGCAACUUAGCCAGGAUUUCUUGAAUUUUGAAAGUUGCACAAUUGCAUGUUGUUUAGGGCACAAUGUACCAUUACCAUAAUGGAGGAAUGAUUUUUCAAUAGCACUUGAUUUGCUCAAUGCUAUACUUUUCAGUUUGGCAUUCGAGGACCUCUUCAGACAUGGUGAGUUAUAGAACUGUAAGGGACCUUUGCAAAGUAUGUAGUCUAAUCCCUCAUCAGAGAUGAAGAGACCAAAGUCCAGAGAUUAAAAGUGACUAAUGUCCUUACCUAUUUAAAUUAAUCUCCAAAAUAAUCACCAAUAGCAACUCUCAUUUCCCAUUAAAAACAUUUAAAAUGAUUUAUUGAUGCUUUUGUUUUUAUAUUAUAGUCAUUUAUUAAUACACAUGCACAUGUAAAAUAUGUGUACAUGGACAUACAUAUAUUUGUUAAAUGGUGGAAACCUCUAUUGUAACAAAUUAAAACAGCAAAUAAAAAUAUCCAAUUCAGGGAACUGGUCCUAUGUUCUACACACUGUCUCUGCUGACUCCCAUACUGCCUCCAUAUGAGCUUUUCCAUCCCUGCUUCUUAGAGAUGAAAGAUAUGUUUUAUUAUCUGUUAUCUGAGAUCAGGAUUGAUUCCUGCAUCUCAGUCCAAAUUAAAUGAGUCUUCGUACUGACCCUAUUGUUCAUUUUUACCUCCAGACCUGCUGUUGCUAUCCGGUUUUGUCCUUACUUUUCCCUACUAUAUUUAUAGACACUUUUAAGGGUCUUUAGAUUCUCAGCUCUAACAGCUUGUGAUUUUAUCCCUUUCCAGUGCUCCUGUCUUUGGGAAGCCUUCCCUAUUUCUCUCUAAUGCAAUGGGGUGUUUCCCACCACCCUUGUCAACUGGUAUAGGAGAAAGAGCUGAUCUCAAAGAGAGAAAGAGCUGAAUUCAGUUCCACUUAGCUAUGAGGUAUAACUAGCUGUUCAACUUUCAGUCUUAGAGAAGUAGUUAGAGCACUGAGACAUUAUGACAGAAAAAGUGCUGACCAACAUUGGUAAAGGGAUUUUAUUUAUGAAAUAAAUAACUAGCAUAAUAAUAACUAAUGAAAUAACAAGUUCUAUCUCUGCCCUUAUUCCAUGCUCCCUUGUGAUGCUAGACACAUUAUUGAUUUAUUGGCCUUAUUCUUAUAUAAUCCCAUGGUACUUAAUCUACCUUGACACAUUUGGAUUUAUCUUGUUGAUUACUCUCUUUUUUGGAGCUGAGGUAUUGAGAGAUGGCAAGUUAAUUAUGAAACCCAGAAGUUCUGCUGUUAGAUUGAGUUUGAAUAGGAGGAAAAAGAUAUAGUUUAGGUGGGAAGGGAAAUAUCUCUAGUCAGCUUGUGAGUGACAGAAAGUCGAUCAUCUAAGGAAGAAAGGAGGGAAGAGAAGGAACCAACAUUUAUUAAAUGAUUAUUAUGUGCCAGACACUAAGCUUGAUGUUUUACAAUGGCUAUCUCAUUUUAUCCUCACAACAACUGUAGGAAGUAGGUGUUAUUAUUAUAUCCAUUUACAUUUGAAUUGGAGGGAAACAAAAAUUUAGUAACUUAUUUGAAGUCACAAAGCUAGUAAGUGACUGAAGCUAGAUUUUAAUUCAGGUCUUUCUCUCAUACCCUAUCUAUUAUACCAUGGCCUCAUGGAAUAAGCUCUUGAUACCAGAGCCAUAAUAUUUCAUCAGAAAAUGAUAGAUAAAAUAAUUCUUAAAGAAUCUCAGAAGUUAGUUCCCAAAGAAAUUUUCAUGACACUGAUGUGUUCUGCUGGCCUCUCAACUUUGUUGUGGUAUUAAUUUCCCGGUAGAACUUCAGGCAAAUCCCUGCCUUCUGUUUAAGUUUUUCCAAUUUAAAAGCACUAGAAAUAUCAAAGAAAAUCAAAGUGUUAGACUUCUAGCCUCUAAACAUCCUUUAAAUAUUUAAAAAUUGGCUUAUAGGAUGGACAUAUAGUUAUUUUGCAGCACAAUAUAAUGGGCAAUUUUCCAUGUCAAGACAAUUGCUUUAAAAAAUCCAUUAAUAUCAUUAACAAAAAGUUUUGCUGCAAGGCCACAUAUACUUGGGUCAUUGGAUUAUUUAUGUAGCAAGUAUACAAAGUUUGUAGAAAGAAGUUACAGAUUUGCUAACAGUAAAAUUCACCCUUGGCUUGUGUUUUACUAAGUCAAAAUUUUCAGAAUUCACAGAAAUACAAAUGGAUCAAAUUAUUAUUAAGGUCUCUUCCAAUUCUUACUUUUCCUAUAUGUUUAUAAAAGGAAAUAAAGAAGAAGAUGUUGGAUUUAGAGGCAGAGCAAAGAAACAAAUAUUAAGUGCUUACUGUAUGCCAGACGUUGUGCUAAAUAUUUUAUUGAUACUAUCUUAUUUGAUUAUCGCAACUACCCUGAGGGGCAAAUGCUAUUAUUAUUCCUAUUUUACAGCUGAGGACAUUGAAGCAGACAUUGAGAUUAAAUGAUUUACCCAAGGACACAUAAUUAAUAGACAUCUGAGGCCAUUUUUGAAUUCAGUUCUACUUAAUUCCAGUUUCAGGACUCUCGCCACUGCACCACCUAGCUGUAGAGAACCUGUAUCAAGUCCUAGCUCUAUCUCUCACUAUCUGGGUGAAGUUAGGCAAAUCAUUGGUUGUUAAGUUUCUUCAUCUUUUAAAAUCAAAGUAUUAUCUACUGGUCAUCCUGCCAUCUGGGG
This is a messenger RNA of Sarcophilus harrisii (Tasmanian devil), 4918 nucleotides long. RefSeq names its product beta 3-glucosyltransferase (gene B3GLCT). NCBI's taxonomy places the organism in Eukaryota, Metazoa, Chordata, Mammalia, Dasyuromorphia, Dasyuridae. Bases 577 to 1860 code for a protein of 427 amino acids. Gene Ontology annotation, molecular function: acetylglucosaminyltransferase activity. Gene Ontology annotation, cellular component: membrane. The record is from RefSeq and is a predicted model, not a curated record. The transcript is spliced from 14 exons.